AUGCCCCCUUUCUCUGCAACCGCUCUUCGUCUUCCGCCCCCUGUUUGCCUUGGCAUACUCAGGGCCAAAGAUAACAACAACCUCACGUGCCCUGACAGCUAUAGCAGCUGCGGUGUGCCUCAGGAUACGUCCUCUGGCUUCUGCCGCACCUGCCCUGGCUUCUGUAACACAUGUGACAAGCACAAGCCACUUCCUUGGUGGGCAAUAGCGGCAAUCGUGGCUGGUGCUGUUCUCACUGCAGCGCUCGCUGUACUGCUCUACCUCUACUUUUUUCACAAACCACCGACGAGUCAUGUGGCUGCCGUCUCUCUGGAUCUCUUUAUCGCCACUGUCAUUGCCGCUCCACUUCCAGUCACCUCCUCCCUUGCCACUCCCGGUGCCACCACUUUCUCGCCUGCUCUCUUUGCCUGA
Closterium sp. NIES-65 is the source of this 411-nucleotide messenger RNA. The record is from the annotation of a GenBank genome assembly. NCBI's taxonomy places the organism in Eukaryota, Viridiplantae, Streptophyta, Zygnematophyceae, Desmidiales, Closteriaceae.